Molecule: messenger RNA, 1606 nt
Organism: Diospyros lotus (date-plum)
Lineage: Eukaryota; Viridiplantae; Streptophyta; Magnoliopsida; Ericales; Ebenaceae
Product: isocitrate dehydrogenase [NADP]
Exons: 16
Coding region: 139-1383 (414 amino acids)
Biological process (GO): isocitrate metabolic process
Cellular component (GO): mitochondrion
Molecular function (GO): magnesium ion binding; isocitrate dehydrogenase (NADP+) activity; NAD binding
Source: RefSeq, a predicted model, not a curated record
CCGCUUUUCCCUGCGAUCGCUUUGCCAUUGUCUCUGGCUCUCUCUUCUCGCCGGCGGCUAAGACGAACUCACUUUCUCUCUCUAGAUCUGUCUACAGGUUAUACAAGUCAGCUUGAGGUGUACUUGUAGAGAGAGAAAAUGGCGUUCGAGAAGAUCAAGGUGGCCAACCCCAUAGUUGAGAUGGACGGAGAUGAGAUGACUCGUAUCUUCUGGAAAUCAAUAAAAGAUAAACUUAUUUUCCCCUUUCUGGAGUUGGAUAUAAAGUACUUUGACCUUGGUCUUACUUGUCGCGAUGAGACUGAUGACAAAGUUACUAUUGAAAGUGCAGAAGCUACUCUUAAGUAUAAUGUAGCAAUCAAGUGUGCCACCAUCACUCCAGAUGAAACUCGUAUGAAAGAGUUCAGCCUGAAGCAUAUGUGGAAGAGUCCUAAUGGGACAAUUAGGAACAUUCUGAAUGGCACAGUUUUUAGAGAACCAAUUAUUUGCAAAAACAUCCCCCGGCUCAUUCCAGGGUGGACAAAACCCAUAUGCAUUGGAAGGCAUGCAUUUGGAGAUCAAUACAAAGCAACUGAUACAGUCAUCAAAGGACCUGGAAAACUCAAAUUAGUGUUUGUGCCAGAAGGAAAAGAUGAAAAGACAGAGUUGGAGGUGUUCAACUUUACUGGCACUGGAGGAGUAGCUUUAUCCAUGUACAACACUGAUGAGUCCAUUUAUGCCUUUGCCGAGGCUUCAAUGAAUACUGCUUACCAGAAAAAGUGGCCUCUUUAUCUUAGCACAAAGAAUACUAUUCUUAAGAAAUAUGAUGGAAGAUUCAAAGACAUAUUUCAGGAUGUUUAUGAGACCAAGUGGAAAUCCAAGUAUGAGGCUGCUGGGAUAUGGUAUGAACACCGUCUGAUUGAUGAUAUGGUUGCUUAUGCUCUUAAGAGUGAAGGAGGCUAUGUAUGGGCAUGCAAAAACUACGAUGGUGAUGUGCAGAGUGAUUUCUUAGCUCAAGGUUUCGGAUCUCUUGGUUUGAUGACGUCUGUCCUGGUGUGCCCUGAUGGAAAAACUAUAGAAGCUGAAGCAGCCCAUGGCACCGUUACACGCCAUUACAGGGUUCACCAAAAGGGUGGUGAAACUAGCACGAACAGCAUAGCCUCAAUCUUUGCAUGGACACGAGGCCUUGCACACAGGGCAAAGCUGGAUGACAACCCCGGACUAUUGGACUUCACUGAGAAACUCGAAGCAGCUUGUGUUGGAACUGUCGAGUCUGGGAAGAUGACCAAGGAUCUAGCAAUUUUAAUCCAUGGACCUAAAGUUGCUAGAGACCAAUAUCUGAAUACCGAAGAGUUCAUCGAUGCGGUGGCCAAGGAGCUGAAAGCCAGACUUUCUUGCAAAGCAUAAUUGUCCACAUGGAUGAUUUAGGCACUGCAACAGUGUUUCCAGUGACUUGGGAUUUCACUGGGAAGAAGAAUAAGGGAAGAAGGGAGGUGGGUUAGUCUUGGCUCCUAUAAUUCAUGGCUCCUAUAGUUCAUAUAGGAGAAAAGUUUAUGUAUGGGAUCAUCUUAAUUCAAUAAUCUACUUUGUUCUGAGUUUGUCAUAUUGAAAUGAAAUAGAAUUUGGUUCA